AUGGCUACGUCAUUUCCACUGUUUAAGAGAAUCAUGGUAUGUUCGAAUGCAAUUCGCCACCACAAGAACGAAAAAAACGGGAAUGCCCGUCAUUCAUCGCACGACGAAGUCUCAUCGUACGACGAAGUUGUGAAGUUUAUGUGCAGCAACACCUCUGUAGGCGAACGUCCGAGAACGAAAGACGUGACCAGAGCUGCGCUGGAAUUUAUGAAACGAGGUUGGCACAGACCUCAAGAUGCAAAGGCCAAAUUUGCACUAUAUCUCGCAAUUUUGGUCGCGGACGACAAUGCCGAAAAUGGCCUGGCCAAAGAAGUUUGUGAUCGUUUUCGGCGCAUCCACGACUUUGAUCGGCAUGUGAUGGAACACAUAUUCAAGAUUUCUCUUUGCAAUGACAGGGUUCGUAAGCUCUUGGACAAUUUACUAAUAUCCAAGACGGAAGGUACUCUUGUAUUUGAACAUGUCUUCAACAUGGAGUUUGUUGAAAUUUUCUUCAAUGGAAUGGAGAUGGUGGUGGGCGACAUGCAUACACUCGCCGACUUGGGAUACGCGUCAAUUGUGACAGCAACCGACAUGAAGCUAGCGCGCGAGAUCAUGGACCGUCAUUUAGGCGAAAUCGCCACCAGGUGCUCUCCAUGUUUCCAGAAAGACGUUCUCCGGCUGCCCCGCAAGAACAACAACCUGUUUCCAGCUGGUGAUGGUUUUCCCAAUGUGUCUAUCGGAUGCCAGCCUGUGCAAUUCGGAGGUGUUACGGAAGACAAACUGGAAAACGUGAAAAAUACCAUCGACCUGCUGAAAGAAAGUCUAAUGGACAAGGAUGAGAAGGAAGAGUUCCUUCAGAUGAUGUUCGCCAUCAUCUCUCACGCGUCAAACCCGCGCGACCCCGUCGUGACCUACCGCCGCCUACGACUGGCGUCUGCCAGGGAUUUCUUCCUGGAAAAGGUGCUCGACAAAACUCAGGCGGAGGAAACGCGGAAAGCAGUCCUUGCGUCAGAUGAAGCGCGCGAUCUCUACCACCAGAUGAAAUCUCUGGAGGAAAAGAAUGCGGCCCUGGAGAAGGACAAUUCGAAGUUGAAGGAGGAACUCUCGUGUUCACGAGAGGAGUUCGAGUUGCUCAAGAAAAGGCUCUCGGAAAGCGGGGAUAUUUGUCGCAAGUUCGCGAAACAGAUCCCGGCGCUGAAGGAAAAGAGCAACGAACUACAGAGGGAAAACAAGCGCAUAAAAAUAUCUUUAGCGAUGACUCAAAAGAACGAGGCGGCUCUCAGGCAGGAUCGUGAGUCGAUGACACGGAAAAAGAUGACGCCAAAGCAGGAAGCCGACAUGAUUUGGGAAAAGUACAACGCGGGUCGUGGCUGUCAGGACCGGUGGAGUGGAGACGAACUGGACGAGUGA
Messenger RNA from Ectocarpus siliculosus, 1389 nucleotides. The record is from the annotation of a GenBank genome assembly. Lineage: Eukaryota; Phaeophyceae; Ectocarpales; Ectocarpaceae.